Episyrphus balteatus (marmalade hoverfly) is the source of this 3006-nucleotide messenger RNA. Its product is annotated as pyruvate dehydrogenase phosphatase regulatory subunit, mitochondrial. The transcript is spliced from 6 exons. Gene Ontology annotation, molecular function: protein binding; oxidoreductase activity. The record is from RefSeq and is a predicted model, not a curated record. NCBI's taxonomy places the organism in Eukaryota, Metazoa, Arthropoda, Insecta, Diptera, Syrphidae. The coding region runs from base 171 to 2921 and encodes 916 amino acids. Gene Ontology annotation, cellular component: mitochondrial matrix; cytoplasm; mitochondrion.
UGUCUAUUUAUUAAUUUUUUGGCAAACAUACAAAUAAAAAUGAAUAUACAUAUAAGAAAAAUCAUAAAACUAUUUUUGUUUUGACAAAAUAAAAUAAAAAUAAGCCGCAUUUGAAUUUCGCAACACAUACAAUUUAUUUAAUUUAAUUAAUUUUUCAAGUUACCUUCAAUAUGAUUUCACUGCGUUGUAUAGGUCCAAAAAGGACUAUCCUCGACUACAAACGCUUCCAAAUCCAACAAUUAUAUGUACUCAUCCACUUAGACUCCACAAAUCAAGUCUCCACUGUAUUCAGAAAACGUAAGUUCCGCCCAAUCCAACCAGAGUUUAAUGCUGCCCAAACUGUCCCCAAACAAGCCAGAGUUGUUAUCUGUGGUGGGGGCAUAACGGGAGCAUCUGUUGCAUAUCAUUUAGCCUUAAAUGGCUGGGGACAAGAAACACUACUAAUCGAACAAGCCGAAACUGGUGGCGGUAGCAAAUGGAGCGAUAUCGGCUUAGCAGGAAGAUUCGAACCUACAUACAAUGCAUUAAAGUUAGCCGAGUAUUCUAUAGACUUGGUUAAAGACUUGACUGAGAAGGGUCACUCAACGGGAUGGAAACAAGUUGGGUCAUUGAGUUUGGCCAGGACAUUCGAUCGAAUGACUUCCUAUAACAGAAUGAAAUCUCAAGGUUCCGCUUGGGGAAUUCCUUGUGAAAUAGUUACUCCAGAACAAUGUAAAGAAUUAUGUCCAAUAAUGGAAGUGGGAGAUUUAGCUGGUGGAUUAUGGAUAUCAGCGGAUGGAAUCUGUGAUCCACGUUUAGUAUGCGACACUUUUAUAAAUGAAGCAAAGCGAAUGGGUGCCACAGUCAUUGAACACUGUGCUUUGAAAAAGGUCAGACAGGAGGAAAAUAAAGUAAUUCGUGUUGAAACCACCUCCGGCAACAUAGACUGUGAAGUUUUUGUCAAUUGCAGUGGAUUCUGGGCCAGAGAAGUUGGUACUUUAUCUUCACCAAUUGUAAAAAUUCCUCUUCAGCCGGUAGAACAACAUUUUCUUCACACAAAACCCAUUGAAGGACUCGAUUCUAAUACACCUUUUGUUAGGGAUUGUGACGGUGGAGUCUACUUUCGGGAAAAAAAUGGAGGUAUUAUAGCUGGAGGGUUUGAAGCCGAAGCCAAAUGUGCUUAUGAAGAUGGUGGAGUUCCUUUGUCGCAAGAUGAACGUGAACUCUUACCAAACUGGGAUCACUUCCAUCCUCUGCUGGAUGAGCUUCUUUUACGUGUUCCUAAUUUGAAAAAUGCCAAACUUGAGCGUCUUUGCAAUGCUCCGGAAGCUUUUUCUCCUGAUUGUAAUUGGAUCCUAGGAGAAUCGCCUGAAAUUCAAAAUUAUUUCAUCUCUGCUGGAAUGAAGACAAUGGGUGUGUCUGGUGCUGGUGGAAUGGGAAAAUCGCUGGCCGAUUUAAUUACAAAAGGAUACACUGAAUUAGAUUUACAUAAAGUAGAUAUCAAGAGGUUUUUGGGAGUUCAUAGCAAUAGGAAAUUUUUAAGGGACCGAGCCAAGGAGGUACCUGGAAAGUACUUCAAGAUUAACUAUCCAUAUCAUGAGUUUAAAACGGGGAGAAAUCUUCGAAUGUCGCCUAUUUUCCCAGCACUUAGAGAAGCUGGUGCAGUUUUUGGGCAGUUAAUGGGCUACGAGAGGCCGAAUUACUUUGAACAAAAAAAUAAGCUUGAUGAACAUGGUAUUCCUCGUUUUCGCGUCGCACAAACGUGUACCUUUGGUAAACCACCAUGGUUCGACUAUGUUAUGGCUGAAUAUAAUGCUUGCAGAGAGAGAAUCGGUCUGGCGGACUAUAGUUCAUUUACGAAAUAUGAUAUUAAAUCAAAGGGACGAGAGGUGGUAGACCUUUUACAGUAUUUGUGCUCUAACGAUGUUGAUGUGCCGAUUGGAUCUAUAAUUCAUACGGGAAUGCAAAAUGAUUGGGGAGGUUACGAGAAUGAUUGCUCAUUAGUGAGAAUCACUGAAAAUCAUUUUAUGAUGAUAGCACCAACUGUUCAACAAACUAGAUCAAUGGCCUGGAUAAACAAACAUAUACUUCCGGGAGCAGGAGUAAAUAUAUCUGAUGUAACAUCUAUGUACACUGCAAUUUGUGUGCUCGGACCUUACAGCAGAAUAUUGCUCUCUGAACUGACUGAUACGGAUCUUUCGCAAAAGAAUUUCCCAUUCUUUACAUAUAGGGAAUUAGACGUGGGCUUAGCCAAUGGUGUACGAGCUAUGAACAUAACUCACACAGGAGAAUUAGGUUAUGUUCUUUAUAUACCCAACGAAUUCGCAUUGCAUGUGUAUGGAAGACUUGUAGAAGCUGGCCAGAGGUAUGGCAUUCAGCAUGCAGGCUAUUAUGCAACCCGAGCUUUAAGAAUAGAGAAAUUUUACGCUUUUUGGGGACAAGAUUUGGACACAUUUACAACUCCCUUGGAAUGUGGUCGUAGUUGGCGUGUUAAAUUCAAUAAACCUAUUGACUUUAUUGGCCGUAAGGCACUAGAAAAACAGCGAAAAGAAGGUGUACAUCGUAUGUACGUUCAACUUCUUCUAAACGAUCAUGAUCACGAAGUUGAUCUUUGGUGCUGGGGAGGAGAACCCAUCUAUCGUAACGGUGCCUACUGUGGUAUGACCACUACAACUGGCUAUGGAUUUACUCUUAAGAAGCAAGUAUGCCUUGGAUUUGUCCGACAUAUAGAUGAAAAUGGACACGAAAAACCAGUCACGAAUGAUUAUAUCUUAUCUGGUCACUAUGAAGUCGAAAUUGCUGGAAUUCGAUAUGAAGCUAGGGUAAAUCUACAUUCUCCUAACUUACCAACAAAGUUCCCUGAUCGGGAGCGAGAAGCUUAUCAAGCGACUCGUGAUAAACCAGAUCAGACUGAUUUGCUUUACUAUGAAACAAAACCUUAGAAUUAUUUAAUUCAAAGAUAAAUGUAUUAAGUGUCCUUUGUCAAAAAGUUCAAUUUUUCAUUAAUAAAAAUUGAUUUGUUGAUAA